CGGGGAAGACGCCCACAGCAGGCGUUUUGUCUAUCCCGGUGGACCCGCAGCUCGCGCUCUCCUGAAACUCGAGUCGCCAGAGAAGCAUCAUGGGCUUCGGGAAGUCCUCCCCCUUCCUGGCUUUCAGCAUCUUGGUCCUGUGCCAGGCAGGCAGUCUCCAGGCGACACCACUCAGGUCUGCUUUGGAGACCCUCCCAGAUCCCGGGGCACUCAGCGAGAAGGAAGGGCGCCUCCUGCUGGCUGCACUGGUGAAGGCCUAUGUGCAGAGCAAGACCCGUGAGCUGGAGCAGGAGCAGGAGCAGGAGACAGAGGGCUCCAGCAUCACUGCCCAGAAGAGGUCCUGCAACACUGCCACCUGUGUGACCCAUCGGCUGGCAGGCUUGCUGAGCAGAUCUGGGGGUGUGGUGAAGAGCAACUUCGUGCCCACCAACGUGGGGUCUGAAGCCUUUGGCCGGCGCCGGCGCCGCAGGGACCUUCAGGCCUGAGCAGUGAAAUGACUCCGGGAAGAAGUUCUCUUUCUUCUUCUUUUCCCCUUCCUCCUCCUCUUCUUUUUUAUUUUAUUUCUUUUUCAUCUCAGGUUACCAUGAAGCUGAACUCACCACUUCUAUUAACUUCCGUUGACAACAACUUGGUGAGGAGGCCCCAAGGAAGAUAUACAUGUUUGCAUCCUAAUAGAUAUUGAGAAAAAUCACCUUUGUCACUUGAAAGGAAUGAAACUGAAUGCAAAAUAAGCGAAUUCCAUAUUUCUUGUGCAUCUUUUUUAUAUUUGAUUCUAUGUGCAGUAAAUGUGAUGGCAUCUCUCAUUAGCUUAUCUGGUAGCAAAUUGGUUCUUUGAAAGCUGUCCUGUUGACCAUGGCAGCUCUGCCAAAUCUUAGGGGGACAUUAAAUCACUGCCUCUAUGGCCUCUGGGGACACAUGGUAAUGGUGAUGCUAUGCUUUAUUGUCUAAGAACAUGAUUGUAUAAUUUGUUUAAGAAAAUGUCAAUAUUGUGCCAUUUGUGAACUUCAUUAAGAUUAAAAACAUAUUUUGGAUACACUUGUUUCAAGAC
Molecule: messenger RNA, 1048 nt
Organism: Balaenoptera musculus (blue whale)
Lineage: Eukaryota; Metazoa; Chordata; Mammalia; Artiodactyla; Balaenopteridae
Product: calcitonin gene-related peptide 2
Exons: 5
Coding region: 90-485 (131 amino acids)
Cellular component (GO): extracellular region
Molecular function (GO): calcitonin receptor binding; hormone activity
Source: RefSeq, a predicted model, not a curated record